This is a messenger RNA of Purpureocillium lilacinum, 399 nucleotides long. The record is from RefSeq and is a predicted model, not a curated record. Lineage: Eukaryota; Fungi; Ascomycota; Sordariomycetes; Hypocreales; Ophiocordycipitaceae.
AUGCGGCAAUUGAUCGCCAGCCCGAGUGACGUCGGGCUCCAGCGAGGUGACGACGCUUCAAAAUCUUUCGCAGCUGCCCCUAUUCUGCAGGACUUGUGCGAGGACAAGAUGUCAUUCAACUCGCGAGUUCAGACCCACGGUUACCGCGAUCUGCAGCGUGAAGCGGUUGGCCAAAAGGAGCGUACGACAAGCCUCAGCCAACAGGGGGCAAUUAAGUUGGAUGGUUUCGGCAUACUACUCUUCUCCGUAAUUCUGGCCAGCAUGUCAGGCAGGUCCUUUGGGAGGAAACAGGCGACCGGCAGGAAGCAGCGCUCGUUUGAGAGAGCCGAGAAGAUGUCAAAGUUUGCGGCGUACAGGGCGACGGGCGGGAGCCCCUUACGUCGCCUUGAUGCUCCCUGA